Triticum turgidum subsp. durum (durum wheat) is the source of this 939-nucleotide messenger RNA. The record is from the annotation of a GenBank genome assembly. Lineage: Eukaryota; Viridiplantae; Streptophyta; Magnoliopsida; Poales; Poaceae.
AUGAUGCCCCAGCCGCAGCCCGGCGUCGCCCCGCCGCAGUGGGGCGCCAUCCCACCGCCCAUGCCGCCGCACCAGCUCUGCGCGCCGGCGCCCCCGCUCCUGCCCCCGCAGAUGUGGGGCCAGCCGCUGCCGCCCCAGCAGGCCGCGUACUACGGCCGGCCGGCUGCCCCGACGCAGGCGCCCGCUGGGCCCAACGAGGUCAGGACACUCUGGAUAGGGGACCUGCAGUACUGGAUGGACGAGAACUACGUCUACAAUUGCUUCGCGAGCACCGGCGAGGUGCAAUCUGUGAAGCUGAUUCGUGACAAGCAGACUGGACAACUUCAAGGUUAUGGCUUCAUUGAAUUCACAAGCCAUGCUGGCGCUGAAAGAGUUCUUCAGACAUUCAACGGGGCAAUGAUGCCAAAUGUUGAGAUGGCAUACAGAUUGAACUGGGCGACUGCUGGUGAAAAACGUGAUGAUGGCGCCGAUUACACAAUAUUUGUUGGUGAUUUGGCUGCUGAUGUCACAGACUACGUAUUGCAAGAGACAUUUAGGGUACAGUACCCCUCGGUUAAGGGUGCAAAAGUUGUAAUGGAUAAACUGACAAUGCGCCCAAAGGGCUAUGGCUUUGUGAAAUUUGGUGAUCCUACAGAGCAAACUCGUGCAAUGACUGAAAUGAAUGGGAUGCUCUGUUCUUCGAGGCCCAUGCGUAUUGGACCAGCUGCAAAUAAGCAAAAAGCAACUGGAGUUCAAGAGAAAGUACCAAGUUCUCAGGGGGUUCAGACUGACAAUGAUCCUAGCAAUUCCACUAUAUUUGUUGGUGGCCUUGACCCCAACGCCACUGAGGAUGUGUUAAAACAACUUUUCACUCCAUAUGGAGAAGUCGUCCAUGUUAAGAUACCUGUUGGCAAAAGAUGUGGUUUUGUUCAAUAUGCUAGCAGAUCCUCUGCAGAGUAA